Messenger RNA from Marmota flaviventris (yellow-bellied marmot), 1457 nucleotides. The record is from RefSeq and is a predicted model, not a curated record. NCBI's taxonomy places the organism in Eukaryota, Metazoa, Chordata, Mammalia, Rodentia, Sciuridae.
GCGGUGGCUGGGGGAAUGGAGCCCUUGCGGGUCCUUGAGCUGUACAGUGGCAUUGGUGGCAUGCACCACGCACUGAGAGCAUUGGAAUGCUGUUACAGAGAUGAAUCAGAGUACAUACUCAAAUAUUCUACUUCAUGCCUGGUUCCUCCUUUCCUAGUUUUCCAUUGAGGUCUGAAAUCUGGCUAACUAAUUGAAAAGCUGUAUACCUGCACAAGUGGUGGCUGCCGUUGAUGUAAAUACAGUUGCUAAUGAAGUAUACAAGUAUAAUUUUCCUCACACACAGUUACUGGCAAAGACAAUUGAAGGCAUUACACUGGAAGAGUUUGACAAAUUAUCUUUCAAUAUGAUUUUAAUGAGCCCACCAUGUCAGCCAUUCACAAGAAUUGGCUUACAGGGUGAUAUGAUUGAUCCAAGGACAAAUAGCUUCUUAUACAUUCUAGAUAUUCUCCCAAGAUUACAAAAAUUACCAAAGUAUAUUCUUUUAGAAAAUGUUAAAGGUUUUGAAGUAUCUUCUACCAGAGACAUGUUGAUAAAAACAAUAGAAAAUUGUGGCUUUCAGUACCAAGAAUUUCUGUUGUCUCCAACCUCUCUUGGUAUUCCAAAUUCAAGGCUAAGGUAUUUCCUUAUUGCAAAGCUUCAGUCAGAGCCAUUACCUUUUCAAGCCCCUGGUCAGGUACUGAUGGAGUUUCCCAAAACUGACUAUGAGUAUCCACAAAAAUGUGCAGUGGAUGCAGAAAAUAAAAUUAAAAUAAAGGAAACAGAACCCAAUAUUUGCUUUGAUAGCAGUAUGGAAUGUUCUGGAAAAGAUGCCAUUCUUUUUAAGCUUGAAACUGUAGAAGAAAUUAAAAGAAAACAUCAACAGGACAGUAAUCUCUCUGUGCAAAUGUUAAAAGAUUUUCUUGAAGAUGAUAUUGACACCAAUAAGUACAUUUUACCACCGAAGUCUUUGCUGCGAUAUGCUCUUUUAUUAGAUAUUGUUAAGCCCACUUGCAGAAGGUCCACGUGCUUUACCAAAGGUUAUGGAAGCUACAUAGAAGGGACAGGAUCUGUGUUACAGACUGCAGAGGAUGUGCAGAUUGAGAGUAUCUACAGAUCCCUUAGCAAUUUGCCACAAGAAGAAAAGAUAACAAAGUUGUCAAUGCUUAAGCUGCGAUAUUUUACUCCUAAAGAAAUAGCAAAUCUCCUUGGAUUUCCUCCAGAGUUUGGAUUUCCUGAGAAGAUAACAGUGAAACAGUGUUACCGUCUACUUGGAAAUAGUCUCAAUGUGCAUGUAGUAGCUAAGCUGAUCAAAAUCCUUUGUAAAUAACUUUGAAAUAACUCUGGAAAAGGAACAUGAUAUUCUUUCAUGCCCAGAUUGUAAUUCUUAAAUUCUAUUUUGAAGUAAUGUUGAUUACAUUUAACUAAGUUAUUUUAAUCUUUCUUUAAAAAUUUUAGAAUUCAUCUCAAAAUUUAGAAUU